This is a messenger RNA of Ziziphus jujuba (common jujube), 3437 nucleotides long. RefSeq lists its product as uncharacterized. Lineage: Eukaryota; Viridiplantae; Streptophyta; Magnoliopsida; Rosales; Rhamnaceae. The record is from RefSeq and is a predicted model, not a curated record. Gene Ontology annotation, molecular function: protein binding. The transcript has 4 exons. The coding region runs from base 1079 to 2374 and encodes 431 amino acids.
CAUAGAUUAGUGACAAUCAUCAAUCAUGACAAAUAUAAUUUUUUCCUUCGAAAAUUUCAUCAAUCAAGUUAUGCUCCAGUCCAAAAGAAUGGAAGGAAGUCUGCUUCUCAAAUUUGGAAAAGAAUAAGGAAAAGACUCAAAAAGUAUACUCAUGAGUUGUAAAGAGUCCCUAAAUUCCUCUUUCUUUGAUAGCUAGCGAUGAGUUCUAUGAACUUGAAUAUAAAUUAAGUUUCUCGCUAUAAAUUAGUCAUACACCUACCACGCAAGCCUCGCCUGGCUUCACUCAUGAGUUGUAAAGAGUCCUAUAAAUUCCUCUUUCUUUGAUAGCUAGCGAUGAGUUCUAUGAACUUGAAUAUAAAUUAAGUUUCUCGCUAUAAAUUAGUCAUACACCUACCACGCAAGCCUCAUCUGGCUUCACGAGUAUAAGCUCCAAAUUGUAGAAUAUAUAAUUUCUUAAAGUUCGUCAGGAUGAAAUUUGUCACUGCUUUCUGCAAAAGUUCCUAUUGAUUAUUCAUCCACUCUCUACAUACCCCAAAAAAAAAAAAAAAAAAAAAAGGAAAAAAAAAGAAGAGAAAACUGUAAAAUAUAUCAAAAGAGAUGACUUCUUUAAAAAAAACCUUACAAAGCAGAAGAGGUACAAUUCUAUAAACUAGAACAUAAAUUAAGUUUCUCGCUAUAGAUUAGUCAUACACCUACCACGGAAGCCUUGUCUGGCUUCACUCGUAUAAGUUCCAAAGUACAGAAUAUAUAAUUUCUUAAAGCAUGUCAGAAUUUGUCACUGCUUUCUACAAAAGUUCCUAUUGAUUAUUCAUCCACUCUCUGCAUAAAAAAAAAUAAAAAAAAAAGAAAAAAAAAAAAAAAAGAAAAGAAAGAAAACUGUAAAAUAUAUCAAAAUAGAUGACUUCUUUAAAUAAACCUUACAAAGCAGAAGAGGUGCGAUUAGUAUAAUUAAUUUGAUUACUUGUAAUUAAACUCAUGCCGAGCCACUAUAAUUAAACGAUUUGGGAUCCUAAUCGCUCUUAAUCUUCCCCUUCUUUUUUUCACCUACCUAAAUUUGAAGGAUAAGAUUGUUGGCAAUAUGGAUAAGACAGUGUUUGAAGCUGCAGCUUCAGGAGAUCAAAGACUCAUUGAGCGACUGAUCAGGCUAGGAGAUGUUGAUCCCAAUCAACAGUGGCAAAGAGAUAUUGAUCCCAAUCAAGUAGUAACACCACACAACAACACUAUUCUUCACAUCGCUGUUAGAUUCAAUCAACAGGAUAUUACACAGCGUGUCAGUCGCUUAUGUCCACAGCUACUGGUCAGAACCAAUGCUGAUGGGGACAGUCCCUUACAUAUAGCAGCGAAAAUUGGGAACCGAGAAAUUGUUCAGCGUCUCAUCGGCGGUUUUAGGGACGUUGAAAUCCGGCGAGCUGCUCUAAGAAUGAAAAACUUGAAGGAGGAAGACACAGCCUUACAUGUUGCAGUUAAAAAUGGUCACUUUGGCGUAGUACAGCUACUUACGCAAAACGAUCCGGAGUUGUUGAAUUUGGUGAAUAAGGCUAAUGAAUCUCCACUUUUUCUUGCCGUGGAGGGAAGUUUUCUCGAUAUUGCACGGCAUAUUUUAAAUUUUGGUGAAGCUUCAUGCCAUGGCUUCAAUGGCAUGAAUGCUUUGCAUACAGCCGUGGUUCGAGCACAUCAUGCGGGCAUGCUUGAAUGUCAGGCAUCUGAGUUAUCUCUGGAAAGAAUUCGGCGCCUGCUAAGUAACUUUUAUUUAUAUGCUGGAGAUCAUUGUAUUAAUACACUACGUAAUCAGACUCACCCGCAAACAUAUAGAGAUAUUAUGGACUUACUGCUUCAACGAGAAGGGCUUGCAACACAACAAGAUCAACUUUUUGGGUGGACUCCUCUUCAUUGUGCAGCACAUGUGGGGAAUCAAGAAGCAACUAAACUUCUACUUCACAGUUUCCCCACUCGUAUUGCAUAUCUACGGGACAACCAAGGCAUGUCUGCUUUACACAUUGCUGCUAAACAAGGCCAUGUCAAUGUAAUGGAAGAAAUUAUUGAUCGUAGUCCAGAUGCUUGCGAAUCCAUUGACAACAGAGGAUCGAAUCCUCUUCAUGUUGCCAUUGCAAAUGCAAAGCUUAAUGUUGUCAGGUUCAUACUGAACGAGCCAAGGCUUGACAGCCUCAUCAAUGCAGCCGAUAACGAAGGCAAUACGCCUCUGCAUCUGGCUGCUAGAAGUGACAGACGCAGCAUCAUAACCAUCCUCGUGAAUGACAGUAGAGUGAACAAGAAGGCUCAAAAUCUCAUCUACCAAAUGCCGAUUGACUUUAUUCUAGAUAAUCCAAAUCUUGGAGAGUUUUACAAGGCAAGUGUUUCAAGCUAUAAAGUCUGAGUACUGAAUUUUCAUUAUUAGAAUGCUAUUUAAAUGCUAUUCUUUGACAAUAAACAUCGGUUAUGUGGCAAAACAUACAAGUGCUAUGGGAUACCUUUUUUCCAUAUGCGUCUUGUUUUUAAAAACGUCAAGCUACAUAACCAUGAUUUUUGCUAGCAGUUUUACUGCAGUUGACUACAAUAUGGUGAGUUUCACACAAAUGAUGAAAUAUUCAUUAUUGUCCUAGCAUUGAUUCUUUUUUAGAUGAAAACAUUAAUUUUCACCAUCUUACAUAAUUGCGUUCUCAGUCUACAAGAAUCAGAUUUCGUUAAAACACAAUUAAUAUUGUUUAGUGCCAUUUAUUGGGAAUCAUUUUUUAUUAUUCACACCAAUUUAAUACUACCAUUCUUAAUGUAAUUUUUUCAGUCUAUGAUUGUAAGGAAGUUAGAUAAACCGGGCGGCCGAGCAAGUCUGCGAUCACUUGUCAAUCGGAUAAAUAGUCAUGAGAUAGGAACUAAUACAGAAGUUGGUCACGAGAAUAAUGAAAGCAGAAGUCAUAGGCUGAAGAAUAUACUCAACAUUCAUAUACUGGUGGCAAGUCUUAUAGCCACGGUGACUUUUGCAGCAGGGUUUGCAAUGCCCGGAGGGUAUGAACAAGAUCUAUCAUCCACAAAGGGCAUGGCAAUGUUAUCUAACAAGACAUCUUUCAAGGUGUUUGUAAUAGCAGAUUCAAUAGCUUUCUGCUGCUCCUCUGUCUCAGUGUUCAUACAAUUCUGGGGUUCCUUGGAGCAUAACUAUCAUUUGCUUUUACGUUUUACAAGAGUUGCAGCAACUCUCACUUAUAUUUCUAGCCUUGGGAUGGCAGUGGCUUUUACUUCAGCCAUCCAUGCAGUUAUACCUCAUUCCACAAUGCUAGCAUAUUAUACGAUUGUAUCAGGUAUCUGCUGUGCGUUGGCCUAUAUCUUUGGGUUUUUGUAGAUGUGAAACCAUCACAUAUUUUCAAUAUGAUAAACUUAUUUAAAUAUAGGUAGUCAAUUAUAAUGUAUAUUGUAUAACCGUAAAUAAAUUAUAAUCUCCAUUUCCA